Messenger RNA from Hippopotamus amphibius kiboko, 2893 nucleotides. It is a transcript of the gene BACH2, whose product is annotated as BTB domain and CNC homolog 2. Gene Ontology annotation, molecular function: DNA-binding transcription factor activity, RNA polymerase II-specific; RNA polymerase II cis-regulatory region sequence-specific DNA binding; protein binding. The record is from RefSeq and is a predicted model, not a curated record. The coding region runs from base 371 to 2893 and encodes 840 amino acids. Lineage: Eukaryota; Metazoa; Chordata; Mammalia; Artiodactyla; Hippopotamidae. Gene Ontology annotation, biological process: regulation of transcription by RNA polymerase II. The transcript has 7 exons.
GGCUCGGAGAGUGUAUAAUCCCAGAGAAGCCAUAGGAUGUGGCGUUGUCACCAGGAGCCUGAGUUUCCGGGUCCCUUCCGCAGUGAGGACCAGCUGUGCAGCCGUCUGCUUCGGGAAGUGAGGUCUACGGGAACAAGGGGAAUCUUUAAGAGCUGCCUCACGCUGUGACAUGUCUGAUCCCUUGCUGCAGUCCCUACGGCAUGAACAAGGUGGACACUCGCUGACCUGUCACAAGGGUGCCCCACAAAGCUUUGGGGUCCAUGUCUGAAUGGAUUGCUGUGGCCUUCUCUUCUCUCCCUUCGCCCAGUUCCCUGCAUCCUAAGACUCAAAGCCAGCACGGGACCUGGAAAAAUUACAUGGUGUGAACGGCAUGUCUGUGGAUGAGAAGCCUGACUCCCCCAUGUAUGUGUAUGAGUCCACCGUCCACUGCACCAACAUCCUCCUGGGCCUCAAUGACCAGCGCAAAAAGGAUAUUCUCUGUGACGUGACUCUGAUCGUGGAGAGGAAGGAGUUCCGGGCCCACCGAGCUGUGCUGGCCGCAUGCAGUGAAUACUUCUGGCAGGCGCUGGUCGGACAGACAGAAAAUGACGUGGUGGUCAGCUUGCCUGAGGAGGUCACCGCCAGGGGGUUUGGGCCGCUGCUGCAGUUCGCCUACACCGCCAAGCUGUUACUCAGCAGAGAAAACAUCCGCGAGGUCAUCCGCUGUGCCGAGUUCCUGCGCAUGCACAACCUGGAGGACUCUUGCUUCAGCUUCCUGCAGACCCAGCUCCUGAACAGCGAGGAUGGCCUGUUUGUGUGCCGAAAGGACGCAGCGUGCCAGCGCCCGCGCGAGGACCACGAGAACAGCGCCGGAGAGGAAGAGGAGGAAGAGGAGGAGACGAUGGAUUCCGAGACGGCCAAGACGGCUUGCCCCAGGGACCAGAUGCUUCCAGACCCCAUCCGCUUUGAGGCCACUGCCAUCCCAGUAGCAGAGAAGGAAGAAGUUUUGCUGCCCGAGUCCGACGUGCCCGCGGACACCAAGGAGAGCUCGGCAAAGGACGCGCUAACGCAGUACCCCAGAUACAAGAAAUACCAGCUUGCAUGUACCAAGAAUGUCUAUAAUGCAUCAUCACACAGUACCUCAGGUUUUGCAAGCACAUUCAGUGAAGAUAACUCUGGCAGCAGCCUCAAGCCAGAGCUUGCCAUGGGGCAGAUUAAAAGCGAGCCGCCCAGCGAAGAGAACGAAGAAGAGAGCAUCACGCUCUGCCUGUCCGGAGAUGAGCCUGACAUCAAAGACAGAGCCGGGGACGUGGAGAUGGACCGGAAACAGCCCAGCCCCGCCUCGGCGCCCGCCCCCGCCCCCCCUGCCGGGGCCGCCUGCCUGGAGAGGUCCAGGGGCGCGUCCUCCCCCUCCUGCUUAAGGUCUCUGUUCAGCAUCACAAAAAGUGUGGAGUUGUCCGGCCUGCCCGGUACUUCUCAGCAGCACUUUGCCAGGAGUUCAGCGUGCCCUUUCGACAAGGGGAUCACUCAGGGUGACCUUAAAACUGACUAUGCCCCUUUCCCGGGGAAUUACGGACAGCCCCACGUGGGCCAGAAGGACGCAUCCAGCUUCACAAUGGGGUCGCCCCUCAAGGGGCCUGGGCUGGAGGCUCUCUGUAAACAGGAGGGAGAGCUGGACCGGAGAAGUGUGAUCUUCUCCUCCAGCGCUUGCGACCAAGUGAGCACCGCGGUGCACUCCUAUUCUGGGGUGAGCGGUUUGGACAAAGACCUCUCUGAGCCGGUGCCAAAGGGCCUGUGGGUGGGGGCUGGCCAGUCCCUCCCCAGCUCACAGACCUACUCUCACGGUGGGCUGAUGGCGGACCAUUUGCCAGGAAGGAUGCGGCCCAACACUAGCUGCCCGGUGCCAAUCAAAGUCUGCCCUCGCUCGCCGCCGUUGGAGACCAGGACUAGGACUUCCAGCUCCUGCUCCUCCUACUCCUACGCGGAGGACGGCAGCGGGGGCUCUCCCUGCAGCCUCCCUCUCUGCGAGUUCUCCUCCUCACCCUGUUCCCAGGGAGCCAGAUUCCUUGCCACAGAACAUCAGGAACCAGGCCUGAUGGGAGAUGGAAUGUACAACCAAGUCCGACCCCAGAUUAAAUGUGAGCAGUCUUACGGAACCAACUCCAGCGACGAAUCCGGAUCGUUCUCGGAAGCAGACAGUGAGUCGUGUCCUGUGCAGGACAGGGGCCAGGAGGUCAAACUUCCCUUUCCUGUAGAUCAAAUCACAGAUCUUCCAAGGAACGAUUUCCAGAUGAUGAUUAAGAUGCACAAGCUAACCUCAGAGCAGUUAGAGUUCAUUCAUGACGUCCGCCGGCGCAGCAAGAACCGCAUCGCGGCCCAGCGCUGCCGCAAGAGGAAGCUGGACUGUAUUCAGAACUUAGAAUGUGAAAUCCGCAAACUGGUGUGUGAGAAAGAGAAGCUGUUGUCAGAGAGGAAUCAGCUGAAAGCGUGCAUGGGGGAACUGCUGGACAACUUCUCCUGCCUUUCCCAGGAAGUCUGCCGAGAUAUCCAGAGUCCUGAGCAGAUCCAGGCGCUGCAUCGGUACUGCCCUGUCCUCAGACCCGUGGGUCUCCCCACAGCCUCCAGUGUUAACCCCGCGCCCCUGGGCGUGGAGCAGAACCUUGCCGCCCCACAGUGUGCGGUGGGGGAGAGCGUGCCCUGCUGCGUGGAGCAGGGCGUAGGGCCCCCCUGGGCGCCUGGCAACGCCUCCGAGAACUGUACUUCUGCUCGGAGGCUGGAGGGCACUGACCCAGGGACCUUCUCAGAGAGAGCACCGCCUCUGGAACCCAGGAGCCAAACGGUGACCGUGGACUUCUGCCAGGAAAUGACUGAUAAGUGUACAACAGAUGAACAGCCCAGGAAAGAUUACACCUAG